ACUAUAAAGUUUGUAGCUUAUAAGAAGACCGUUAAACAUGCAAAGAAAUUAAAAUCGUAUGAAAGAAGCAUGAAGCUAAGGCAACGGCUAUAAUUCCGCUCUCUUUCCCAUCCAUCCAUUCUUCCACAGUUUUAGCUGAACCUUCAAAACCGCUCCUCCAUCAAUCCCAUAAAGUUGUAUUAUUAUUGUCUCAUAAGUUCCUUUGAAUAUCCUGCAUGCCGGAAUGAGGCAAAAAUUGUCGAGGAAUAAAUUAUCAGUUUUCCACUACCUCCGAAAAAUGCCGAGGAAUUGAAACGAUAGUUUUAUUCCUCGGCAAUUUUAUGCCAGUACUGUCGUUUGUUAUCAUGUUUGCUGAUAUAAGAUCAGUUUCGGCACCCAUUUGAAUUCCGAUUCUUCCCCUUUUUGUUAAAUAAAAUACAAAAUUUUGUAGCCUAAAUUUUCUUUUGGGGGGGUCGGGGGGAUCUUGAAUCCGAGCAGAUUUUAUGAAAAUCCAUUUACAUAUUGGGAAAGCUGCUGCGAGAUUUCAUCUUGUUUUCGAGCUUUCAAGUCUCUCCCUCGGAGGCAACCCGAAGAUUAAGGCUAUAGAUUAUCAAGAUUGGUGAGUAAAUACAUAUACAUAAUCAAAAUGUCUGCUGUUGACAUUGCUAUGAGUCCAAUCUUGGACGGGACAACACAAUAUGCCGGUUGUUUUAAGGACCGGCUUGAUCUUUGCUCUAGUGAAUCUAUCAAGAUCUACAUCACCGUUGGGGGUUCCUCGACCCCCAUGCGUAUGAUGGAGUCAGAUUCCAUUGCAUCAGUGAAGCUUAGGAUACAGGAAUGUAAAGGUUUUGUAGUGAAGAGUCAGAAGCUAGUUUUUGGAGGCAGGGAACUCUCAAGGACUAAUUCUCUUGUCAAAGAUUAUGGCAUCGGAGAUGGGAAUGCCUUACAUUUGGCACUGAGGGUCUCGGAUAUUCUGAUGAUCAAUGUUAGGACGGCAUGUGGGGAAGAAUUCGAGUUCCAAGUUGAUAAGCACAGAAACGUAGGGUAUCUAAAGCGUAGGAUUGCUAAGAAGGGGAAAGGGUUUCAUGAUGUACAUCCGGAGAUAUUCUGUCACGGAGUGAAGCUUCAAGAUGAUGACAGGCUAAUCGGUGAUCUGAGUAACAGUAGUGAUGCUGUCCUUCACUUGGUGGUGCACAAGUAUGCUGAGGUUUGGAGCAAGACCGUUGAGAGAGAUGUCGAGCUCUCCAUUACCUCUCCAGAUUCGAACAACAGGAUGGAAGGGAUCUGUGAGGAGAAGAGUAAAGGUAGGUCGAUUUUAUCAAGGACACUGCUAGGCCAAGAUUUUUUCUUGAAACCAGUUAUAGUGAGUCCAAGUGUCGAGUUUCCUCACUUCUUGUGGAAGAUGGCGCAGUCUGUUUCGGACGGGUUAGCACUAGGCAGACAGCCGGUUAGGUCAUCCGAGGGCACGGGUGGGACUUACUUCAUGCAAGAUGCUACAGGAGACAAGUAUGUCGCCAUCUUUAAGCCCAUAGACGAGGAGCCUCUGGCUUUAAAUAACCCUCAAGGCCUGCCCCCUUCACUAGACGGAAUAGGGUUGAAGAGGGGCACCCGAGUUGGGGAGGGCGCGUGGAGGGAAGUGGCAGCAUAUAUACUGGACCAUCCAUGUGAGGGUAGUCCUCAGUCGUUGUUUCGUGCAGAAGUUGGUUUUGCUGGAGUGCCCCCUACGAUGAUGGUGCACUGCUUGCACAAAGGGUUUAACCAUCCGAAUGGAUUUUAUUGCUCUAGUGAGCAAGUUAAGACCGGAUCACUGCAGAUGUUUAGGAAGAAUCAUGGAAGCUGUGAAGACAUGGGCCCUCGGGAUUUUCCUGUUGAUGAAGUCCACAAGAUCUGUGUCCUUGACAUAAGAGUAGCCAAUGCAGACAGGCAUGCUGGAAACAUCUUGCUUCACAAAGAUCCAGGAAACGGAAGAAUUACCCUCACUCCGAUUGAUCAUGGCUACUGCUUGCCUGAAAACUUUGAGGACUGCACAUUCGAAUGGCUAUACUGGCCACAAGCCAGGCAGCCAUUCUCUCGGAAGACGUUGGACUACAUAAAAUCACUUGAUGCCGAGAAAGAUAUAGCAGUCCUCCAAUUCUAUGGAUUGGAUCUUUCCCCUGAGGUUGCUCGCACGCUCCGUGUCUCCACCAUGCUUCUGAAAAAAGGGGCGGAGAGAGGCCUUACGGCUUUCGCAAUAGGAAGCAUCAUGUGCAGAGAGAACUUGAACAAGAAAUCUGUGAUAGAGAAGAUUGUGCAGGAGGCCAAGGAUACGGUGCUUCCAGGAAUGAGCGAAGCUGUGUUUCUUGAAACCGUAUCAGAGGUCAUGGACUCGACACUUGACAAACUCCUCUGAGUAAUCUUAAUAGUUUUAUUAUAUAGCUACGUAAAUGAAGUUGUGUGCCGAUAACAAAGAGAGAUAAAUCACUCUUUGGGCCUUUUUGUUAGUUGGUUCCAACUCGUCUUCUUUCUUUGUGUGUGGUCAGUUACAUUGAACAGAAGCUGCAAGAUAAUGAAUAAUUAUUAGAUUAUUAUGGUCAAUCUCUCCCCAUUUCAAUGUAUUUGGAAAUCCUGAGCUAUUGAUGAUUUCGAAAGUGGCAGCUUUGCA
Messenger RNA from Salvia miltiorrhiza (redroot sage), 2620 nucleotides. Its product is annotated as phosphatidylinositol 4-kinase gamma 4-like. Gene Ontology annotation, molecular function: protein binding. Bases 626 to 2368 code for a protein of 580 amino acids. The transcript is spliced from 3 exons. Lineage: Eukaryota; Viridiplantae; Streptophyta; Magnoliopsida; Lamiales; Lamiaceae. The record is from RefSeq and is a predicted model, not a curated record.